UUUGUAUUGAUUCUCCAUUGCCUGUUGGUCUACGUCAAAAUCCCCGCUCGCAAAACAAGGGCCCCCCCCCCAACUCGCGCUUUCUGUUUUUCCAUUCUGAUUGUUGUCACGCUCCUGGCACAGUCGCCAUCGCUUCUCAGCACCAAGGCCAAAGCCAGGCUUGAAUCCAUUCCAACAGCCAAGCGUGAUCUCCGGCUCUCUCUCUCGCUCCCUCUCUCCCUCUCUCCCAGCUUUCUCGUCCAAGCUCCACACAGGUUCGUUUGCAAUCCCACGCACAAAUGUCGUUCGGCGGUGGCGGCGGUCCUGGUGGCGCUGACGGCGGCAGCAAUCCGGCAUCGGCGUCUGGUUUCGCUCCUGCUGCUCCGACGAGCUCGGGGUCGUACGCUCCCUUCACUGCGAUCAUGUCGCUGCUGUCUGGCGCUGUGAUUCAGACCGCCAGCAGCAGCUCGGCGUCGCCUGCGCCCCCUGCUACGUCGUCGCCACACCCGAGCGCGUUUGCACAACCCGGCGCUGCUGCUGCUGCAUCAUCGUCGUCCUCUCUGGCGUCGCGUCACCAGUCGCACUCGAGCUCGCCGACGCCAGGAUACUCCCAGCAAGCACUCCCAGCAACAUCGAUGAAUACGUCUGCGGCGCAGUCGGCGUCAUCGUCCAGCUUCACCGACGACUUUAUCGUUCUGUCCGAGUUUUCCGAGCUCGAAGGCCCGAUGCCCUUGCUGGUCAUUCCGCCCCAGAACGCCGAUCGCUUCAAUCUCAACAGCUUUGUCGUGCGCAUCAUGUCUGUUGAUUACCAGCAGUCAUCCAGUGAGGGAUUUGCAAUGCCUGUUGAUGCACAAGUGUACAUGACAGAAGCUAGCGACAAAGCGCAUGCUUAUGUCCACCAUUUCACCUUGCAUGACUUGCACGCGCGUGGGUUUGUGCGGCCGUAUUGCAUGAGCUACGUGACCAGAAGUCCUGACAAAAUCAUGGCGUACUUUGAAGACUUUUUAGCAGACUUUUCCAAGGUCUCCGAGUACCUCAAGUACGGAAACCAUCUUGGCUUUUACCGAGAUCUCGAGACCCGGCGCAACGAUCUGGUCUACACCAAGCAGAUUUUGCUUGAACGGCGCCCAGAGUCCGACUACCAGUCAAUCGACCUCGAAAGCUCGGUCGUUCUGCGAGAAAAGUCACACUUGGAACGCCCGACCGCAGUCACGGCCGAUUCCGUCGAUUCGUACAUUCGUGAAACGGAGCUCAUGAUGAAUGCUGUUAGUCCUCGAGUGGCUCAUCCUGAGAUGAGUGCUUGGCAUGCGCAAUUGCGAGCACGUCAGACCAAGAACACCAUCACUUCCAGACGCUCUUCGGUCCUCAACCCGGAUAAUCCAAGCUCGCCUGAUCAUACUCUUGAUUUUGACAGUUCUGUGCGCCCUGCUCCUCGAUUCCUGGAAACCGUCACGCAACCACGUCGCUUUGAUGUUCGGUUGCGUCAGCUGCAGGAACUUUGUGGAAUUACGCAUGAUCCUGCCAUGGCGGCACUCAAGCGAAUUUUCGACCACUUUCGGCGCCCCACCUUUGUGCUCAAAGUGGAAAAGGAGGAAAUGCAGGUCAUGGCGCCUGCCAGCUCCUUGCUCACGCUCGGCCACAGCCUGGUGCUCAACUUUUUCGUGGAUCGUGUGGAGGCCCAUCGCAUGUCAACCACCUCGCUCGUCAACUUGAUCCAUCAGUACAGCCGUUUGCGCCUGGAUAUUCAACUCGAAAUUGACGGGUUUAGCAUUCCGCCACCCUACCUUAGAGAUCGAUUGGCCGAGGUCGAGCGGGCCCUGUUGGACCUGGAAGUCCAGCGACGGGAUCGGCAAAAAAUGUACGAUGACCUUGUCGGCGGGGUCAGCUCGUUUGUCGCGUCCCAGCAGCAGCACCAGCCGCCGAUGCACGCGCUACCUCAACGUAUUCCAGGAUCGCCGUCAUCGACGUCCCUGGCAUCCCUCGCAACCCCAACCUCGCCGAUUGCGCCGGUUUCCUCUGAAGCCUACUACUCUGGUCUCGGAGGCAGCGCGUCCGGCGCGACAAGCACUCCCGCCUCUGCUGCGCCGAUCGUGCAUGGAAUGACGCGCAACUCGAGCUCGACCAACAUGUCCGCGUACCGCUCGUCGUCGCGGUCGGGCGCCACCAGUGCUGGGUUUGACGCCGAGUCGAUGAGUGACAACGAGUCGGAAUUCUUUGAUGCCGUUGAGGAUCUCGAUAUGAACAAGUGUGUCGUGCGAGCUGGCGGCGACCAGGGCAUGGUGAUUGAACAGAUUCCGAGCCCGAUGAUCUUGCAUUCAGCAGACCCCAUGUCUGGUCUCUCAGAGCCCGUGGAACGCUCCCGCCGCGGCACAACCAGUGGCGCUCCGCCAUCGCAGCCGCGGUCCAUCUCCGAGCACGGCGAAGAGUUGGACACUGACAGCCCCUUUGCCAGCCCGUCAAACACACAACCGAGCGCAGUUCACCUGCGCGACUCUUUGGUUACUCUGAACAACGAAGAGCACCCGUCGCCCACUGUCCUGGCUGAUUCGUUCACUCACGACUCUGCCACGCUGUCGCCAGAGACCGAUCUGCAUGAUCCGGCACUCUCAAAGCAACAGCAGCACCAGCACCACCAGCAGCCGCAUGAUGACGCCAUGUCCACUACAAGUCAGCGACACGAUCAAGACAUGGCCGUCUAUCCACACCCGCGCACCCGCAGCGAUGUCAGCUUCUCGGGCAGCUUUGCCACGAUCAACUCGGCUGGUCCCGAGCCCUUCCCGGCGGUUUCGUCUUCGCCAUCGCCAAGCAGCGGCACUGGCGAGAGUCGCCGAACGGAUUCUAUGAUAUCGUCGCAUGGAGCAUGGCGCAGUCCCGGAGACGCCUUGUACCACCUUACCGGUGCGUACAAGACGACAGCGUCCGACUCUGGUUCGGUGCAUCUCGAUGGCGUCAGCGUCACGCAUGCGAAUUAUCCUGGCCACGCAGUCCUGGUUCAUUCCGACAAUACAAGUGCUGGAGGCGAUUCCACCAACCUGAGCAGCGGUCAUGGCGGAGGCAGCCAUCGAUCUGACGCAACCCCAGCGCAUCCCGCUCAUUCAGCCUUGUCGCCUCCUACCAAACGAUCAUCUAGAGCAAUCGUCACAAGCUCUUUGCUUUCUUUCGCCGAUCAUGUCUACUCGAGGUCAAAGACCAAGCCAGGAUCUGGGUUGCUCGAGUUCCGUGCUCGCUACUCUUUUGCCAAGCACCUCGUGUUUGCCCUCCUCAAGGGGCGUCCGGUGGUGGUGAUUGGCAAGAAUGAGAACGAAGGAUCCGUCCGAAAUAUUGUCACUGCGCUCUCCUUGUUUGUUGCCGGUCCCUCCAACAAGCAAGUUAUUCCAUGGAUUUUGCGCCCACUCGCCCUCAGCGAUCUCGCCCGUUGCAAGCUGGUCGGAAUGAGCAAGCAGUAUAGCUUGCCCAAAGCUGUAGAAAGAUACGUGUCCGUUUUCGAUUUCGAGAAUGAAACAGCUCGAACACCCACGUAUCAGGGCACGUUUAUCGACAUCAUGCUCAGCAAGAACAGACUGUUUAAAGACGAAGAUGCCUUCUUGGCCAGCGUGCAUUGCUCGCUGCUCGAAAUGGCCUCGAAGGCGUUCUUUUUCUAUCACCUGUACUGCCUCUCGGCGGGCGAUCGCUCCGCCCAGACAGGCGCUGGCAGCGCGAAACUUCCCCAAUUGGGUGGAACUUCGCGCGCAUCGCUCAGCAGCAGCAGUAGUAGUUCCACAGGCAGUGUGCGUCGCGGGUCUGUUGGACAAGCAAACCGGGCCGGUGGAAAUUUGCAUGCCAUUCCAGGCCAUGUCACGAGCACCUCCGCGUAUGCUUCGCAGCCUGCGACGCCCACCGUAUCCUCGACUCAAUAUGCUGGGCCGGCAGCUUGGCAAGGAUCCAACCCGGCGAUGCGGUCACAGAGCUCGGCCCCCAACCUCCCCGCUCUACAGCAGCAGCAACAACAACAACAGCUAGCUCAUUCUUCGCGUUACUACCCACCUCCUUCCGCGUCAGCAGCGUACGGAGGCGUGAGUGGGGCCGUCACGCCCUUCUCUCCUUCGCCGCGCAGCCCCGUCCCGGCUUCGCCCAACGCCUUCUCGAUGGCUUCCUUCUCCAAUGUCAGCGUUUUCAACUCCAUGUCCCUCCCGUCGUCCACCGCACCCAGCGCGACGAGCUCGCUCACGGGAAACUGGGCCAAUAGCAACUCGGUCCGGUCGCGUCGCGUUUCUGUCGAUGUCAUGAACGAGUUGGAUGUUCCAGCUGGAGAUGCCGAAAUUAUUGAAUUUUUCGCGGAAUUCAUCAAGCUUCAACAAGCAAGCGAGUUUCACAAGCGUGCUGCGGCGCCGGGAUCUUUUGUCGACACGCCUGCUCCAGUGUUGCGUCUAGAUUAUAGCAAGUGCGUGGUCAUCAAGAAUGUCUUUGCCCGACGCAGCAUCAAGGAUGGCAAUCCCUAAGGCAUUCGCACCUUGUGUUGCCCUUCAUUUUUUUUUCUUUGCUCGAGUCUUUGUUUCGAGCGAAUACAGAUAUUGCUUU
Capsaspora owczarzaki ATCC 30864 is the source of this 4536-nucleotide messenger RNA. RefSeq lists its product as hypothetical. The transcript has 10 exons. The record is from RefSeq and is a predicted model, not a curated record. The coding region runs from base 279 to 4457 and encodes 1392 amino acids. Gene Ontology annotation, molecular function: GTPase activator activity. Gene Ontology annotation, cellular component: guanyl-nucleotide exchange factor complex. NCBI's taxonomy places the organism in Eukaryota, Filasterea, Ministeriida, Capsasporidae.